Messenger RNA from Aplysia californica (California sea hare), 984 nucleotides. RefSeq lists its product as uncharacterized. Gene Ontology annotation, cellular component: membrane. Gene Ontology annotation, molecular function: wide pore channel activity. Bases 16 to 903 code for a protein of 295 amino acids. The record is from RefSeq and is a predicted model, not a curated record. NCBI's taxonomy places the organism in Eukaryota, Metazoa, Mollusca, Gastropoda, Aplysiida, Aplysiidae. The transcript has a single exon.
UAUAAAUGCCAAAUUAUGGGCUAUGACUCCAACUCUGAUGGGGUCAUUGGAAAUUCUCCUGUUCUUCUCGUGGUCGAAGACACAGUCACCGCAACGCAAGUUUUGCAUCUUCUCCUGAGAGAGCAGGCAGAACUCCAGCAGGAAAUCACUGAUCUCCAGGAGAAAUUCGCUGAACAGAAAGACAACUAUACUAACACAGUAAAUCGACUCGAGAAUGUCAAUGGUGCUUUGGAACAUCGGCUGACAGGACUGGAGGUUCAGAAAAGAAGAGCGUGGCCCAAAGGGCUUUACGGACUUCUUUCUCCAAAUACAGGUUGCCCGAACAAUGGGGACACUUGGGGAAUUGGUCAAUUCAAAAUCCACACAGAAUCAUCAAGUACCACAAAUCUCAAUAAUGUGUCAACUGUGAACAGCAUUUUCCAUCCCAUCUUUGGGAGCUCCAACUCAAAAUUAUUCAUGUACCAACAUUUCUGUGUAAAGGCAAAUGUCGGGAUCUGGUCGGAUUGGCCCUCAGGUACCUACUGUAUAAACAGAUAUAACGAUGUAUGUCCUGAUGCAUUUUCUCACGGAUACAUCCAACUGGAUGACGAAGACGUGGAUAGAGCGUCCCAAGUAAAUGGCAUUGUCCCAGAUAUUGCUGUAAAUGGCAGUCUCUAUCGAGUUUCCUACUGCUGCAGGUCUGACUCACCCCCAGGAGUCGCGAUCUCUCUACCCACAAAGGAUCCUUUCUAUUUGUACCGUUACAAAGGGGUAUGUCAAAAAGUUAUCGGGAUGACGGUAUCACAGCAGUAUAUGUACUUUGACACAGAGGACCAUAAUAAUGGGGACGGUUAUGAAAAUCCGAUCCACCCGGAUGGAAAGGCCGACAAUGACGUUCUUAUUGAGUUAUGUUUCUACGAGUGAUUCCAAAACAAACGAAAGAGUCGGAAAGCUUUCUAAGAAUACAACAUGGAAAUAUAAUAUUUCGGGACUAACCAUCAAGGA